AAAGAACGUUCACUGUCGCCCCGCUGCUGCUCUUUCGUCGCCGCUCAUAUCGAUCCUACCGCCAACAUCUUCAUGGUGGUCGUGCAUGUCCUUCUGUUGACCGCGGCGUUGGCCAUCGUCGCGCUGUACGGGUAUACCAUGUUCUCGUACUUUCUACGUUUUGCAUGUCACUUGUACUUUCGCCGCAUCACCGUCCACGGCGUGAACAACCUCCCUCGAGAAGGUCCUGUGGUCGUGUGUCCGAACCACCCAAACAUGAUGAUAGACGUCCUUCUUGUCUUGACGCAAUGUACACACAUGGGACGCAAUCCAUACGCGUGGGCGAAGGCUUCGAUGUUCAAGAACCCCGUUGCCGGUCGCAUCUUGCGCGCGCUCGGGGCGGUUCCCGUGUACCGACCACCGGGUAAACUAGCCAACCAGGACGUGGACUCGGAGAAAACGCCGGAGGAAAUCGCCGCCGCCACCCGGCACAUGUUUGAGGACACGUGGAAGGUGCUCCAUCUCGGCCAUCUCGUCGUGCUGUUUCCCGAAGGCACGUCGUACACGUUGCCGCACAUGUUGGAGUUGCGCACGGGGGUCAUGCGUGUGGCCACGGGCUUUGUCAAGGCGUACGACACCCCCAUCACAGUCGUCCCGCUGGGGUUGACGUACUUCAACAAGGACCGCUUCCGCAGCGAAGUGUCGUUGGAGUUUGGCGAACCGAUCAUCGUGGACCAAGCGGUGAUUCACUCGGACGCGUUCAGCACCGAUGAAAGGUCCGAAGUGAAGCGGUUGACCGAGCAGCUCCAGGAACGCAUGCAUCGAGUGACGUUGAACGCGCAUAACUUUGAAUCGUUCCGUGUCGCGCGCACCAUCCGCCGUCUCUACUGCGCCAAGCCGCUGCAUCCCAAGGAUGACGUCCACUUUACACAGCAACUCGUGGAUCUCGUCGAGGGCAAGCUCACGACCAAAGAGACCGAGACCGUGGUGUUGACGCAGCUCAAGGCGGACGUGUCCAAGUACCAGCACGCGCUGGACGACUUGCGCAUCAAAGACAGCGACCUGCUGCUAGAUGUAAAGGAAUCCCUCGUCGCGCUCGCGGUGGAGCGGCUGAUGUACCUGUUGGUGCUGUUGCCGCUGGCGACGCCAGGGUUGGUGUUGAAUUUGCCCUUUUACUUUUUAGGCACAAAGCUGAACGUGUUGGCCGGGUAUACCGAGUCGCGGAGCAUGUUUAAGCUCGCGGCGGGAAUUGUGCUAGUCCCGGCGCAAUGGGUCGUGCUGAUCUCCACCGCCGCGUAUAUCUAUGGAUCGUCGGCCGCGUACGGACUAAUGAUUGCGCUGCCGUUCUUCCUCUAUUCGCACAUCCGUGUGUUGGAAGAGAGCCGGAGUAUCAUGGAGAACGUGUGGUACCUGGCCAACCUGGCCACACGAAAGGAACGCAUCGACGUGCUGCGCAACGAGCGCAAGGCCCUGGUCACCACUGUGCAGAGUUUGGUGAAUGCGCUCGUCAAGGACCCGGUGAUCGAUCGCAUCAACAAAGUCAACGCGACGUCCCACGGGCUUCGUCCGGCAGGUCUAAGUCUUCGAUAUCGACAAGAGUCAAGAAGCGACUUCAUUUAACCAGACGUGGCAGGACAUUUUCCUCGAUGUAACAUCACAAUCCAUAAACAUUCAAAAAAGUUCGUGGCAGUGAACGGUAUCCGAAAUCUGUCAUUUGGG
Aphanomyces astaci is the source of this 1698-nucleotide messenger RNA. RefSeq lists its product as hypothetical. The coding region runs from base 73 to 1599 and encodes 508 amino acids. Gene Ontology annotation, molecular function: glycerol-3-phosphate O-acyltransferase activity; glycerone-phosphate O-acyltransferase activity. The transcript has 8 exons. The record is from RefSeq and is a predicted model, not a curated record. Gene Ontology annotation, cellular component: endoplasmic reticulum membrane. Lineage: Eukaryota; Oomycota; Saprolegniomycetes; Saprolegniales; Verrucalvaceae. Gene Ontology annotation, biological process: phospholipid biosynthetic process.